AUGGGCACAAUGAUAAAGAAGAAAAUCGGAAAUUCAAGCCCGAAUAAUACCAAAAGUAUGAAAAGGAUGUUAAAGCCAGUUAUAGAGAAGAAAAGACGAGACCGAAUAAAUCAGAGUCUUAGCGAGCUAAGGAUUUUGUUACUGAACUACAAAUUAGAUUCGCGUUUACAGAACCCCAAACUGGAGAAAGCAGAGAUUCUAGACCUGGCCGUGGAAUAUCUUCAAAAAAGGACAGACAAACAAAGCAUAAGCAAUGAUUGUUCCAGCCAGGCUGUGUGUGGGCCGAAGGAGGUGCAGCAGGUUAUUCACAGUGAGGUCUCCAUGGCAGACGUCCCCAGUCCCCCAGCAGCAGCAUACUCCAGGUCUGCUCUCCCUGCCAUCUACACCGCAGGCUUCCAGCAGUGUGUCUCUCACCUGGCUGGCUUCAUGGGCAGCAGCAGCCCCUUGGAGAGAGAGGGCUUCAUCCUCCUCCAAGGGCUGAAGAGCUACAUAGACAGUCAGUGCCCAACCACAAACACCAGUACAGCCUUGUACCCAUCCAGUCAGUACCCAACCACAAACACCAGUACAGCCAUGUACCCAUCCAGUCAGUACCCAACCACAAACACCAGUACAGGGCAGCUGCAGUGCCCAUCCUCCUCGUCAUUAACAGACAUCCAUCUGAGGUCAGGUGGUGAGGAGAUGGCUCAUUGGGCGGACAUGGUGCCUGUGAGAGAGGGAUGCCGUCCCUCUAAACAGGGGGCAGUUCUCUGCCCCCGCAAAUCCACUUUGUCGACCACCCACCAUUCUUCCUGCCAACCAAAUGACCACUCGUACCCCUUGUCACCUGACUACCUCUCCCCACCUCUGUCUCCUUGCCUUUCUUGUUCUUCUUCGGUUUUCACCACCCCUCCUCCCUACUUCUCGUUUCCCUGUCACUUUAGUUUCCCUCCUAGCCUGUCACCUAUUUCCUCCAACCCCUCAUCCUGCUCCGGGUCCCCGUCGCGACAUAACGUCCCUUCUCCUCCACUUGGUUUUUCACCCACCCUCCCUCUCUCAAGGCCUCCCACCCUCCCUCUCUCAAGUCCUCCCACCCUCCCUCUCUCAAGUCCUCCCGGCCUCCCUCUCGUCCCCUUUCCCUCCCAUAUGUCUCUAUGGUCCCCUGUGCCUGCACGAAGGCAAGAAUUAUUUAUUAGCUCCACACACUGGAGACCCUGGUAGAAAGCCAGGUGAGCGUCAACUGACAGAGGGACUAUGAAACAGUUCAACUGGACCAACGUUAGAGAAACUGACAAGAGGAGAGAGCCACCUGGUGGAGAUCAUGGAGGUAACCUGAACAUGACCCUGCUG
Salvelinus fontinalis (brook trout) is the source of this 1329-nucleotide messenger RNA. RefSeq lists its product as uncharacterized. Gene Ontology annotation, cellular component: nucleus. The record is from RefSeq and is a predicted model, not a curated record. Gene Ontology annotation, biological process: regulation of transcription by RNA polymerase II; regulation of neurogenesis; anterior/posterior pattern specification. NCBI's taxonomy places the organism in Eukaryota, Metazoa, Chordata, Actinopteri, Salmoniformes, Salmonidae. The transcript is spliced from 4 exons. Bases 1 to 1200 code for a protein of 399 amino acids. Gene Ontology annotation, molecular function: protein dimerization activity; DNA-binding transcription factor activity, RNA polymerase II-specific; RNA polymerase II cis-regulatory region sequence-specific DNA binding.